Molecule: messenger RNA, 5172 nt
Organism: Dinoponera quadriceps
Lineage: Eukaryota; Metazoa; Arthropoda; Insecta; Hymenoptera; Formicidae
Product: LIM domain only protein 3-like
Exons: 6
Coding region: 528-1196 (222 amino acids)
Biological process (GO): positive regulation of transcription by RNA polymerase II
Cellular component (GO): nucleus
Molecular function (GO): transcription coactivator activity; DNA-binding transcription factor binding
Source: RefSeq, a predicted model, not a curated record
CCGAGUUGCACGUGCAUUCGCGGAGCUGCGAGAGCCCGGUGCGCGCGAGAACGGGCGCUUGCCGAGGAAGAGCUUGCGAGAGAUCGAAACAGCGUUAUCUAGCUGCCAAGGACAACCGAGAGGGCGAUUUUUCUUCUCCGUCGGGGGAGGAGGAAUAGCAUCUCGUUUCCUCUUCCUCCGCGCGCUCAGCUCGAACAGCUUCUUUCGGUGUAGCGCGUUCGUCCUUCCCAAUCUUCCCCCUCCACCGUCAUCGCCCUCUCUCUCUCUCUCUCUCUCUGUGUUAUUCUCCUUUCGUGAGACUUGCGUAUCUCCCUUCACUCCCCCUACCAACCCCUUCUCGAACUCGUCGACGCGUUUUAUGCAAACGAUCGGUUACGUCUUUGUCGUAUUGUACUACUGUGACGUGCCAGACAUAACCGUGCUUCGAGAAGCCUGUCGAGAUCGACGUCUCCCCUGUCUUCGUUGAAGCUCACAAACGGCCAUCAGCAGAGACGAAGAUUCCGACGAGUCACGGAUAAGACGAUAAAAUGACUAUGGAUGGGAGCAAGAGCGAGCCGGGCAAGAACGGGGCCACUCAACAAGAAUGCGCGGGUUGCGGAAAGGCGAUUACGGAGAGGUACCUCCUGAAGGCGUUGGACAUGUAUUGGCACGAGGACUGUCUGAAAUGCGGAUGUUGCGACUGUAGACUCGGUGAGGUCGGCUCGACGCUCUACACGAAGGCCAAUCUGAUUCUCUGCAAACGAGACUACCUGCGGCUCUUCGGAAACACCGGCCACUGCGCAGCAUGUAGCAAGGUGAUCCCAGCGUUCGAGAUGGUGAUGCGCGCGAGAACUAACGUUUAUCAUUUGGAGUGCUUCGCUUGUCAACAGUGCAAUCACAGAUUCUGCGUGGGUGACAGAUUUUAUCUCUGUGAUAACAAGAUCCUCUGCGAAUACGAUUACGAGGAGAGGUUGGUCUUCGCCAACAUGGCCCUGCAUCCGCCGCCCAGUGCGACCUUGGCGCACAUCAAGAGGCAAGUGACUCAUCUGCAGCCACAGACCGUAGCCGCGGGUGGCCCUCAACGACAAGCGAACGGGGAGACGGCCCAUAACCACAACGGAUAUCCAGCGCCAGCCAGCUCGAGCGCCCAUAACGUCCUGAACCCCAUGAAUAAUUUAAACGGUAUCAAUGCGCAAGCAUCGUACGAUGCCAAAUGACAAACGAAGUAAGCGCCGAUAUAUCGAUUGAGUCGCGCGCGCGCGCGCGCGUGUCGCGGACGGGGACGUCGCGAAAAUCGGCUGUCGUCCUCGUUGUCUACGUAUAGCUUACCAUCCCGAUCGUCCAAACCAGUAACAUUUAGCUCGUGAGUGACUCUGUGGCAGAUCGCGCAUAAUCGAUUAUCUCCUAACUGUCGAAAGGUAUCGUUAUAAGUUGUCGGCGUCGCGAACGGGAGAGACGGCGCGUUUUAUCGUAUAUAGAUAUGUAUUAUAUAUUCGCAUACGAACGCGCUUGGUCGUGGAAUGAAGAUCGAUGGGGCGAAACUCUCCGAAGUCCGGUUUAUGUAAAUAGAAGAUUACAACCAUAAAAUAUACGAUGGUGUCCGAGCGAGGCGACGCGGGAUUAAGUGGGAUAAGCGGCGCGGGAGAAUUUAGACGAGUAAUCCUUUCAUUUACGUAGUGUCGAUCGGCAAAAAGGAAAUAUACCCGCGACGUUUCGUUAAAUAAAAAAAAAAAAACGGCAGUGUAAUAUAUUUUAACCCUUUGCACUCCGGGCCUUUUUCGCGCGGCGCGAAAAUGGCACCACAUGGUGAGUGAGAGUCACCACUGGAGUGCAAAGGGUUAACAGCUGACAAAAUUGCACGGAGCAACUAUUUCUCCCGUGUCACCUUGUCACCGCCGCGCCUUUCGACGAACGCCAUGUUUCCCGGAUGAGUCAUCAUUCCCGUUUACGAAUAGUUUCUCCAACGUAAGAUAGAACGUGUGGGAAGGAUGCGUAAAUCCAAAGUGUUCUUUCGUUGUUUCGCUUCAUUAGAUUCACGUAUGCCCGAUACGUCGAAGGAAUUCGUCUUCCCCACGCUCGACCGGUUAAACGAUGAAUAGAUAGUUAGAUAGACAGAUAGAUAGAUAACUAGGUAAGAUAGAUAGGUAACGAAACGUGUAUUCGCCAAGUAUGGCGAACUAUUGGUGCUCUUUAGACUAUAAUUGAUGGGGUUAACGCGAUUCGGUCCAAGAACGAGGACUGCUGAAGAGAGAAAAAGAGCAGAUGGGAAAAGCAGAAGAAGAACACGAACACAAUGCAGACAAAACUUACGCGAGGACUUUGGCGGACCGAGUAGGUCCGCGUCGAUUUCGGAUUCCCGGAUUUACUCGCUUUGUGCCACGGUGCGAGCGCAUCAUCGGCAUCGACAUCCAAGAGAUCUUUAACAGCCUCCGUCGCGAGAAAGCCGAAACUUCGAGACGGUAAUAAAGUUUGGCCUCUCGUGUUUAAUGCCCACCAUAGCAGGACUGGUCGGCGGGGCGGUAUAACGUGCGGGAUCCCCGUCAAGGGUCUUGCUCCUGCCGGACGUCGGGAGGACGACGGGCACCGAGAUCGAAUCGACGGACUUUGGGGGUCAUGCAGUGCAGCGCAACCGUCGUCUCGCUACCAUCUCGCCGCCGCCAACUCGCCACCCCAUGGGGCUCAUACGUUAGGGGUGACUUAAGCAUUGUUUCAACUUCGAAUCUCCCGACAGAGGCCCAGAUUGAUGUCGCGAACUUUUCCGCUGCCUUAUUUGCGAGUCAGAUAACGAGGUUGAGUUAUGCCGAAAGUUCUCUCUCGCUCUCCGGCCCGUGCUGAUCGUAUCGGAUCACGAGGAAUACCCGCAGUCUCGGGAAGAAUGUUUUAUUUCCUUUCCCUGGGCUCUUCGGGGAUUCGUCGAUGCCAAAAGUACCUACGUCGAACGAUAAUAGGCCGGCAGCUGCGCCGAGAAAUUCUACUGAACAGGUUAACCCUUAACAGGCGCGACUUCUUCACAGUUCUCGUGGCGCGACGCGAGACGACGAAGAGGUUCGUUCUUCGCAUUUGAUCAUUUAUUUCUAUGCAAAUGCAUAAACGUUAAGGCGUAUAUUUUCACGAAGCUAACUGGAAUCGGCUGUGAGACCAUCGUUGAUAGAUUUCGUUGAAGAAUAUUGUCUUACGCGAUUUUAUUACGUACGCGAUCGUACACAGAUUCAUGCGAUUGUAGGAUAAUUUUAUAUACUUUAUAUAUUUUAUAUACUUACUUCGUCGAUAUUAAUUUUAGAGGUGUUCGAAUCAAGCAUCUGCGGAGUCGAAUCGAAGCAAAUCUUUGAUAUGUUCGAAGUCGAAUCGAAUCGAAUUUGAAAUUUUCAUGUCGAAUCGAAUCAAAUUUCUUUAAUUCAAACGCGAAUCGAAUUUUAAUCAGAUUUUCAGAAAUUUUCACUACACAUGCUAAUUUAAAUAUGAUGAAGUACCUUCAAUAAUUAUUAAAAUCUUUUUUUAAAUGGGUAAAAAUAUUAAUCAUUGCAUAGUUUUGAGAAAAUCUCUCACCAACCACAAGGAAAAUGUUGCGCUAAAUGCUAGAAAAUUUGUAACAGAUAUCAGACAGGAGCGUGCAAAGUUUAUAAGCUGGUAAGAUACGUGUAUAUGUAAUCAUAUUUUACAAAUUGGCAAAUAUAUACACAGAAUGUGUGAAAAAUUAUGGAAUUAAUUGUUUUAAUUUUUUGUAUAAGCUAUGUAUUAAUAGUGUUUUUAAACUAAUGCACACCUUACAAAAGUAUCUGUAUUUUAUAAUCAGAACUAUACUAAAUUAUUUAACCACUUGCGCUGGAAAGUGGUGUUACGCAUGUCGUAAUGCUUUUGUCGCAAAAUCGCCAACGACGUGGUAUACACGUCGUCAGGCAAUUGUCACAGAAACGACGUGCGUGGCACGUCGACUGAGAUUCUUUGCCAGAGCACUGAUUCUUAUUGCACUGCAUAGCGUACAGUUGUCAAUAUAUAACCUAUAUUCUAAAUUAGUUUAGAAGAUAUAAGUCUUUCUCCGAUUUCUCUAAGGCAUCGAACAUUGUGUGACGCCUCCCAGCGAGUUACACUGGACCGUUCUGGCACACGCGUCUGUGAAUUUCUUGCCAGCGCAAGUGGUUAACAAAAGCACACUCUUACACGCAUAAUUUUGUCGACAAUAAAAAAAUGACUUUGAGGAACCAAUUUCUAAUUUCAAUGGCCUAUUUGUUUAUAAUUUAUCGUUUAUAAAUGGAGCAAUAAAAAAAUAUGACCGCUUCGAAAGUGAAUCGCCGAUGAUUCGGAAUUACCGAACUAUUCAGAUUUGUAUCUUUUAAAUUCGCAAACAAAUUCGAAUCAACUCAGCAGCGAUUCGAAUUCAAACGAUUCGCAAACCUCUAAUUAUUUUCUCCACAUUGUGCGUCAAUGUUAUACGCGGUGCUGUCCAGUUUCGUAAUUUUCUUUCGAGGUACACGCAUGGACGUUAAACGGCGGCAGCGAUCUUGCAUCUCGACAAUUAACAUGUACGAGACACGCAUAUGUUAAUAAACAGUGCCAAUUUGUUAGCGCACCUUCCGUGAUUAUCACUCGCGAAUAAGAACACCGCACACGUAUACAACUAUUUCCAUGUGGCAACUGUAACGAAUCGUAUCGAUACCUAUUCUGAGACAAGCCCCGAACGCUACAUUCGCCGGGCGCGUUAAAGUCGCCGAUCCAGGCGCGACGACUCCCGCGUGAAAUUCCUUCCGAUAUCCGAAGAUACGUCGACGAUGCAAUUGUGACAAACGAUUGACUCGCGGAAUGCGCGUUGAUUCCAAGAUCAAGUCAGCAUAGUUCCUAACACGUAACGUCUUCGACGAAAUCCUCGACUACGAGAUCUCCGACGGAAUAUUUACAUCGUACUAUGCGACUAUCGAGUGUGAACGGCGUUUAAACGACGCAGGCAAGCAACGUGAGUAUUUUCAGAAGAAUGCGCUAAGCCCUUUUGUACAUUUGAUCCUACGGUGUUCAAACGGAUCGCGUUCUAAAUCCACACGUAAAUCACAAGCAGCGUUGUACGUAUUCAAUCCCGAUUGCGCUUGGAACACGAUGUACGCGAUAAUCGAGAUAUUAUUAAGGAAAUGUGUACGCGUUCGCUAGCAUAGAUACGUUUUGUAUUAUAGUUCUAUCAUAGAGGUAUUAAUAAAUUUGUUUCGA